AUGCCGAACGAUAUCCGCCAAGACAUCACCCUAAUUGACAAGGAGUCUUUUCCUUACAUUUUCGAGCAAAAUGUCACCAUUCCCUUACGGGACGACUUCCACCCCCAGUCAUACAGUGAAGUGAACCCAGCGCACCACUCCGAGCACUCAGCAUGGGAAACACCCGAUCCGGCAUUCUGGACCAAAAAUGGCUACGUCGUUGUUCGAGCAGACGAGCGUGGUACUGGGCAAUCGCCUGGAAAAUUAGAUACAAUGUCCCGGGGAACAAGUGAUGCAUUCUUGAUGUUGUCGAAUGGGCAGCCGAUCAGCCCUGGUCUUCGGGUAAAGUCGGCCUCCUUGGAAUCAGCUAUUACGCUGGAAGCCAAUGGAGAUGGAGGUCCAAAAGAGCUUCCUCAUGCUUUUCUGAAAGGGGAAGAUCGGUCUGGCUGGUCUACAGGCGAUGCACCAAAAGUUGACUUGAUUCUCCGUAAAGGAGAUGUUGGCUUUAACAACGCAGAAGCCGAGAGGGCUUAUACUCGCCGACGUGAGAGUGAAUGGCCUAUCGCGCAGACGCAGUACACCCCGUUUCAUUUGUCGGCAACAAAGACUCUUACUCAUGAGAAGCCAUCAGAAAGUUAUAGCAAGCUGUCUUAUCGCGCCUUGGGUACUCUUGACAACCCAGAAGUUAUCCAAUUUGUCACACCGGCGUUUGAAGAAAAAACUGAAGUCACAGGCCAUAUCGUGGCCCACUUGAAUGUUUCGGUUACAGCAGAUUCUCACCACUCCACUCCACAAGACAUUGAUAUCUUUCUUACGCUGCGCUACGUAUCCCCAGAGGGCAAGGAAGUAUUCUACACCGGUACUGCGGGCGACCCUGUGCCAUUAUGCAAAGGCUAG
Molecule: messenger RNA, 876 nt
Organism: Penicillium longicatenatum
Lineage: Eukaryota; Fungi; Ascomycota; Eurotiomycetes; Eurotiales; Aspergillaceae
Exons: 3
Coding region: 1-876 (291 amino acids)
Molecular function (GO): dipeptidyl-peptidase activity
Source: RefSeq, a predicted model, not a curated record